Messenger RNA from Cyclopterus lumpus (lumpfish), 2240 nucleotides. RefSeq names its product leucine rich repeat containing 3Ca (gene lrrc3ca). Bases 56 to 1414 code for a protein of 452 amino acids. The record is from RefSeq and is a predicted model, not a curated record. NCBI's taxonomy places the organism in Eukaryota, Metazoa, Chordata, Actinopteri, Perciformes, Cyclopteridae. The transcript has 2 exons. Gene Ontology annotation, molecular function: protein binding.
ACUGGCACCUGAUGCAUGCAGAUCCACUCAGCAAUCAACAGAUGCACGUGAAUAAAUGCAAUCAGCCCCUCCACCACACGUCUACAUUAAUGCAUCAGAUCCUCCCGGCAGCGACCAGACGCAUCCAGCCGUGAAGGCUUUCUGUGCAUGCAUUGCGCGUCAUUUUACGGUCACAUCCAGGAUCAGAAACGGUGUGAUACCGCCAUCACUUACAUGCUUUGCCUCGGUGCUUCGUCCAUCCGCGCCGGCUCCAGCAACGCUACUGCCUUUAGUUGUUUCUGUUGGUUGCGUGGAAACUAAAGGCUGCAGCACCGAGCGAGCCCUGAACUGGAGGAGCAUUUCCAGUGGCGCGUCGCGGUUGCCAGAAGCGGCUCUCGAGCACAAGUUGAACGGGCCGCGAGAGGACCCCGAUGGAAGCGAACCAACAUCUUGGCCGGAUCCGCCUUCCGGAGAGCGCGCUGAGCUGCGGGACCAGUUCACUGUUGGGCACUUGCUGAGAUACACACCAUGGACAGGAGAGGGGACGCGACAACGACACUCAAAAGCUACUGGGGAGGUUGAUGUGGACUUCACCCCCUGCCUCCAGGUGGUCCUUCUUGGAGCAUGCCCGUAUCCCACAAUGCCCCUACUCGCAGACUGGUUACUGCGCCACUCAGUGGUCAUGUGUUUGCUGCUGCAUAGCCUGGUGCUAAUGACCUUUUGCUUCCACCAUGCUGCUACCAGUUGCUCCAAGAGCUGCUACUGCUCUGAGAGCGAGAGCAGCGGCAAGACGGUGCGCUGCAGCAAUCUGCAGCUCACAAAGAUCCCUCAGGAUAUCCCCAAUGACACACGACGCGUCUACCUGGACUUCAACCUCUUUACUACGGUCCCAGCGAAUGCUUUUGCAGGUUUGCCAUACCUGGUCGAACUGGAUCUAUCGCACAAUGAAAUAAGCCAGUUAGAGCCAGGGGCAUUCAGAGGCCUUGGCACCUCACUACAGUUACUUGACAUUUCUUCUAACAAGUUAGUCAACUUUAACCCUGAGGCCUUCGAGGGCCUGCGGUCUCGCGCCAACCUAACAAACAAUCCUUGGCAUUGUGACUGCAACUUGCAGAUGGCCAUGCCCCACGUGGACCUGGAGCCCACGUCGCUGACGGGCAUUGUGUGCCAGACAUCAGAUCCGAAGGAAAUAGGAGUUCAAGGACUUGCCUUCCUCUUGGCACCAGACAUAGACCUAUGUGUGGUGAUGAAGAGGACUACAGAUGUGGCCAUGCUGGUCGUGAUGUUCGGCUGGUUCACCAUGGUCAUCUCCUACCUGGUCUACUAUGUCAGGGCUAAUCAGGAGGACGCCCGCAGACACCUGGAGUAUCUCAAGUCGUUGCCCAGCAUACAGGGCAAGUCAGAGGAGUCUUCCACCAUUAGUACUGUGGUAUAGGGCUGAUGGAUCUACACGUGGGACCUGCAGGGAUAACCCGCGCCAAAAAGAAUGGAGCUACAACCUACAACUACGAUCAUCAUCGGAUGACUUUGUUCAGUUGUUGUCACGAAGCCACGGUGGGCAACAAGACAUGUGCAUCUGCACAAGAAAACCAGGCCUAUGCAACCUAUGAAUAAGUAAUCUUUCAGCGACCCAUUAAGAGGUUUUGUUGGCUCAGUUGAUGGUCUAGUAGUCUGUGCGCUAAAGGAGUAAAAGCAGAAGCAGGUUUUUUGAUAUAAAUGGGAUUUAUCCAGUGGUGCAUGCACCUACAGAAGAAGAGGCACCUCGCUCACACACAAAGACAACAUGAACGAUAGGAACAGGCAACGCCAGAAUGACAAUCUCCAUGUACAACUGUUUCCAUUAAAACCCUUAUGGCAUUCACUAGUAUAUUCUAAGUAAAAUGAUGUUUUCCAAUUAAAUUGUUGUUUUGGAGUUUCUCUUACUGAACAACUAUGUCAGUAACUGUGCGGUAAUUAGAAUCUGAAUGACUCUUUAGCAAAUGCAUAUUCUGCUCACUAAGCGGAUGAAUCAGAUCGCUGUGUGAUGAGGGGCUUAUCAGUUGUUACUCUGAUGUUUUUGCUAGUAGCUACCAGAGCUCCAUGCUGAUGAGAACUGCAGACCUCCAAGCUGCCUCUGUAUGUUAAGAGUAUUUGACAGGCAACCCCUGCUAGCUCACUCCCAUAACCAGACAUUAUACAGUACAGCAGUACUCUAUACUGCACUCAAAGAGUCCAUGUCAGCCCAUUGCGAGUCCGUUUCUCAAAUGCAUGGGCGUAGAAUG